Messenger RNA from Cuscuta campestris, 1774 nucleotides. NCBI's taxonomy places the organism in Eukaryota, Viridiplantae, Streptophyta, Magnoliopsida, Solanales, Convolvulaceae. The record is from the annotation of a GenBank genome assembly.
CCCCCCCCCGCCGACGAGUAUGGCCGCCGCCCGAUGCUUUGAUUGCAGGGGAAGCUAUUCGAAGAUCGACGGAUCCGUUUCCGGGACAUGCUUCUCCUCUGCGAAGCAGGAAUCAGAUGAAUGUGAGGAUUCUGUGUUUCCGGUUCCUGGUUUGGCAUUACCUCUGACGGCCCGGAUUGAUAUAGGAAAUGAAUGCGUGGCACUUCGUGAAAUGGUGAGUAACCAGCAGAGGAGUAUUGAUGAUUUGAACACGGAGCUGGAUGCGGAGAGGUAUGCUUCCUCUUCGGCGGCGGAUGAGGCCAUGGCUAUGAUUCUGAGGCUUGAAAGAGAGAAGGCCGAGGUUCAGAUGGAAUUUACCCAAUUCAAGAGGUUUACGGAGGAGAAAAUGAUACAUGACCAGCAGGAGUUGUUUUUACUGGAGGAUCUGUUGUACAAGAGGGAACAAGCAAUUCAUGCUUUGACAUGUGAGGUUCAGAUGUAUAAGCACAGAAUGAUGAGUCUAGGGUUCACUGAGUCUGAGGUUGAGGAAGAGAUUGAGAAGGAGAGGAUUCGUUUCAGCUCGAAUAAUAGCGUUUCCGAGACUUCAAAUGGGCAACUCGAAGUCCCUCUUUAUGAUUAUCCUCCGCUAAAAUGCUUGGACGAGAAUCAAGUUUACUUUGAGGCCGAUAACGAGGUUGUGGAUGUUGAGAAAUAUGCAUUCGGGGAAACUCCGCGCACCCGUGACCAUUUCCUGGAUUUGGAGAGCAGGAUCAACCACCUCGAGAGGAGUCCAACGAUCAGUCAUCCUGAUGGUGAUCAGUUCUAUAAGAACAAUGUUCUUGAAAAGGUGAUAGUUGGUCAAUCUCCAAGGAGGCCAAGGCAUUUGAAGAAGUUUUCAUCCGAUAGUGCAGGGUCUUUCUGGGUAACGAAUAACUAUGAUCCCAUAACCGAGUCUCCAAAGUUUGGGGGAAGCUUUAGGAAGAUGGAAUUUCCGCAAAAAGAAGAGUUUUCAAACUUGAGGAAAGUGGAGAAUGCAUCAGAAGUUGAAGAUUGUAUGAGUGACAGGGUUUACACAAUUGAUUCCAUCCAUCUCGGAGCAGGAACUUAUAAUAAUAAUAAUAAGGCAUCUGUUGGAAUAUGUGAGGAUUAUAUUAAUACCCCAAGGGAUUCAUUGAUAUAUACUAACACUGAAGAUGUUGAUAUCAAGAAGUUGUAUGCUAGGCUUCAUGCACUUGAGGGCGAUAGAGAGUCAAUGAGGCAGGCACUGAUAUCAAUGAGCACAGAUAAAUCACAAGUGGUAUUGCUAAAAGAGAUUGCGCAACACCUGUGCAAGGACAUGUCACGGCCAGAGAGAAUGCUCACAAGGAAACCUUCCCCAGUUCGCAGCUUUUCUAUCAUGUCAUUAUUCAAGUGGAUGUUUUCCUCUGUGCUAUGGAGAAGAAAAUCACGUCGAUCCAAGUACAUGUUUGGAACGGCGGGGAAUAGUGCAGGCUUGCUGAUGCUUUUAGACAAGGGACCUCGUGUGGGUCAGUGGAUAUGUAUAUUCAGCACACAGGUUUGAAAUUUGUUUCCAUAUACUCAUUCAUUAUGACAGACCGAAUCUUCAGGCUAUCGAAAAUGUAAAUGCAGCUCUGAGGGCCGGGUUUUAGUCAGAUUUCUUUCUCAUUUUCGGACAUUUCAUUAUUUCUUUUUGUGUCUUUCACUUCAUUAAUGUGUUAGAAUGAGAUGGGGUUUUUUGUUGAUCAUGUUGGGUGAAAUGCUAGAUUCACUAAUGUCAGGUGCAACCUUGUACUUU